AAUAGAAAAUCCAGAAGUUGCUAAGUAGAGCAGCGAAACUCGUAGUCUGGCAAAAGCGCGAAGUAGUCAACCCCUCCGCUUCCUCCGUUUAUCACCAACUUUUCUUGAUCAGAAAAAAGGAGGAAAACGUGAUCAAGUCGUAAUUAGUUAAAAGCUAAUUAAGCAAACCUCCUGACACCUGACUCCGUGGCCCCAGUGCCAUUUAUUUCUUUCUUUGGACAUCAAAUUAAUCUCAAAUCGGUUUUCCGGAGCAAAGGAAAAACCAACAGGGCGAGGUCUCUCUGGAGUCUGGAGUCGUGACUGUGCGUGCUGACGAAAUUGGAGCAUUUCUUUUGCCUUUCGCGUUUACUGUCGUAAGGUACUGGUAGAUCGAGCUUUCAAUCGGAAAAUAUUGCGGGUGCUCUAAUUGCCAAACGAAUUCUGAUGUUACCGACAAAAUUUGCUUCUUCAAUUUUGGAAAGAACGCAGUUUUUUAUUUUUCUUAAAGCGUUACGGUUUCUAUCUUGUUCGACUUGAGAGUGUGGCUGAGGUUUUUGUGCUGUGGAUUUUGCUGAUCUCUUUCUCAAAUUCGAACAAUUUGGAAUUGGGUAUUUGGCACUGGCUGGAAACAUAUUUUUGGUGCUUUGAAUAGCUUAAUUCAGAAAUGAGUCAAAAGGGGUUGAUUUACAGCUUUGUCGCCAAAGGAACAGUUGUUCUUGCAGAGCACACACCCUACUCUGGCAACUUCAGUACCAUAGCUGUCCAAUGCUUACAGAAGCUGCCAUCAAAUAGCAGCAAGUAUACAUACUCGUGUGAUGGCCACACCUUCAACUUCCUCCUUGACACUGGAUUUGUUUUUCUUGUUGUGGCGGAUGAAUCAAUGGGGAGGAGUGUACCUUUUGUGUUUCUUGAGAGAGUGAAGGACGAUUUUAAAAAGCAGUACGGUGCCAGUAUCAAGACUGAUGGGUCUCAUCCACUUGCUGAUGAUGACGAUGAUGAUGAUUUGUUCCAGGACCGUUUUAGCAUUGCAUACAAUCUUGAUCGGGAAUUUGGACCAAGGCUUAAAGAGCAUAUGCAGUAUUGUAUGAACCAUCCUGAUGAGAUGAGUAAGCUGUCCAAACUGAAGGCUCAGAUUACAGAAGUCAAAGGCAUAAUGAUGGACAAUAUUGAGAAGGUUUUGGAUCGAGGUGAGAAGAUCGAGUUACUUGUGGAUAAAAGUGAAAACCUUCAGUUCCAGGCUGACACCUUCCAGAGGCAAGGGAGGCAACUUCGUCGGAAGAUGUGGCUUCAAAACCUUCAAAUGAAGUUGAUGGUUGGAGGUGCUAUUCUUGUUCUGAUCAUCAUCUUCUGGCUCAUAGCAUGUGGAGGUUUUAAAUGUUGAUUGUUGAUCGCUUUUUGUGGAGGGUAUAACAUUUGGCUUGAAAACAUAUUGUUAUCUGUCCUUUGUAAUGUACAAAGUGUUGGUACUCUGCUGUAUAUUCAACCGCUGAUGGAAUAUUACACUCCUGUUUACUUAUCUAAUAUAUAUGCUAAGCUACUGGUAGCUUUAUUUUUAGCUUGAAA
Coffea arabica (coffee) is the source of this 1542-nucleotide messenger RNA. Lineage: Eukaryota; Viridiplantae; Streptophyta; Magnoliopsida; Gentianales; Rubiaceae. The record is from RefSeq and is a predicted model, not a curated record.